Molecule: messenger RNA, 688 nt
Organism: Maniola jurtina (meadow brown)
Lineage: Eukaryota; Metazoa; Arthropoda; Insecta; Lepidoptera; Nymphalidae
Product: armadillo repeat-containing protein 7-like
Exons: 4
Coding region: 93-635 (180 amino acids)
Source: RefSeq, a predicted model, not a curated record
CUUUGGUGACAAUUGACAACUGUCAAAUAUUGUGUUAAUUUGUAAAAGAAAACGAACUUACUACCAUGGAAAUUUAAUAAACUUAUUAUUCAAUGUUUAGUAGUAAAGUGCAACUUCAAAAACGAACUCCUGAGAAUGGAACUGACCGCGAAAGCUAUUUAACAUUAUUAGUGGAUGAGUACAUCAAUAAGGAAUCUACUGAGUCGAAAUGCCAAGUGCUAGCAAAUCUAGCUAAUUUCGCAUAUGACCCGAUAAACUAUGACUUUAUAAGAGAUGUUGGAGUUUUAGAUAUCUUUAUACAUGUGUUAAAGAAUGAAAAUAAUGGCACUCUUCUUCAUUUUGCAGCCGCUGGAUUAUCUAACCUAUGCAUAGAUCCAGAAAACGUUGAAUAUGUUCUAAAACAUGCAGAUCUGAAGAUCAUCAGCACAUUACUGAAGUCAAGUCACAGCGAAACUGUAGCGGAAGCAAUAACAAUAUUUAUCUAUUUAUAUCACAGCCAUGCAAAAUCUGCAGUGGAGAGUUUAAAUAUUAUUCAAGAUAUACAGAGUUUAACAAAUUCUGAGAACAAAGUUAUUUCCAAUCUCGCAAAUAUAUUUAUAGAUGAUGUAAACAAAGGCCAUUGUGCUAACAAUUGAAUAAUUUGUACGAAACAUUUGGUGGAUUAUAAUAAAUAUGAAUAAGAUGCUGU